GUAAAUGCCCAGACAGAGGAAUGUUUUAGAGGAUGUUGGACAUGUAAAUGCUGAGCAUGCCUGGAUUCCGCUGUUUUGCUGCAGCUGCAACGAUCAUUCCGGGAACACAGUUUAGCAACGACAUGUCAUCCAGCCAAUGAAAGGGAGGUGAUGGAGCUGACACGGGUUUUCCUUCUGCUUUCUACAACUCUAUGAACUGUACGGACUAUGAACUAUGUACCCAAACGCAACGCCCCCUACCAUGCAACAUCCCUUAUUGAUGCGGGUUCUUGCUUCCUCUGUACACUUGGCCGGCCGAGCAUGUACGAUAGUUCGAAACAUACUGGCGUCCAACGAUUUGGAAAUCGUUGAAAAAGGCGUCAAUGACUUACAAUCAAAGGCUGAUCGUGAUGCACAGCGAUUCAUCGUGGGAUCUCUAACCAGAGCCUUUCCAGAUUUGAAGAUAAUUGGCGAGGAAGGAGAUUUGGAGGAUGAUGGCCAAUCAAUUUCGCUGGAUUUGGAUGAGGAGGUUUUGCAUAAAAAAUGCCCUCCUACUCUCUUUUCCACGCCUUCAUCUGAAAUUGUCGUUUGGGUAGAUCCCUUGGACGGUACUAAAGAGUUUACAGAGGGUUUAGUUGAACACGUCACCGUUCUCAUUGGAAUCGCCGUCAGUGGUAGGCCGGUCGCGGGCGUGAUUGCACAACCCUUUUACUCCACUGGAGAGGCUCACCCACCCAUUCCUUCUGAAACAAAAUCUAGAGUGUUCUGGUCUUUGGAUGGACUCGGAGUGUUCGGGAUCACACCAAACCUUCCUCCUGGUCCCACUCCAUUUCCCAUGAAUACGCAUUUGCAACAAGGAGAUGUCCCGAAUAUACUUGUCGUCACUCGAUCUCAUCCGACUCCCAAUUUGCAGGCUGCUAUCGAAGCAUGUGCACCAACAAAGGUUAUACGCACCGGCGGGUGUGGCUACAAAGUCGUCAUGUUGCUCGAAGGUCUGGCCCACUUGUAUUUGUUCCCCAGCGGGGGCACAAAACGCUGGGACACUUGCGCCCCCGAAGCUGUGCUUAGUGCUGCCGGUGGUCGUAUGACCGAUUUGCUCGGUCAACCCUAUGACUAUCGUGAGACCGACGACCCGGUCAACCACCGUGGACUCUUGGCCACCCCCGUGGCCGAUUGGCUUCCGAUUUACGCGAGCCGAAUUCCCCGUAGUGUUGUAGACUCUAUGAGGCCGUCGUAAAACCAUCUUGCUCUGUGGCAGAUGCCCAUGUCCCGGGAUUCAUUUUUGUUGUUGCGAAUAAUAUGCACGUCCCAGGCUGUGCCCCAGUCUUGAUGUGAUCGGCUGGCGAUGCUCUUUCAAUUUCAUCACUUCGCUCGUUUCACCUUUUUGCUAUUUCGAAUUGUUUUCUCGUUAUUUCUGCUUAUUUCUGGCGCAUCUGCGAUGUUUGCCACUUAGCUUUCUACCAAGUUAUGUACAAU
This is a messenger RNA of Dicrocoelium dendriticum, 1455 nucleotides long. NCBI's taxonomy places the organism in Eukaryota, Metazoa, Platyhelminthes, Trematoda, Plagiorchiida, Dicrocoeliidae. The record is from the annotation of a GenBank genome assembly.